AAGUUUAUACUAAAUGAUUGACAUCUAGUUAGAUAAGAAAUUUUUUAAUCCUAUUAUUCUGAAUCUGUAAGAUAUUAUAAAAAUAAUAAUGGAGCGGGUUAAUGCAUGAUCUACAAUUAUUUUUUUUAAAACAACCUUAGAAAGCAAAGUGCACUGAGGGUAUAAUUACUGAAGGUUACUAAUUUGUGAUAUGGAGGAGGAGCAGAGAAUAAAACAGUAAAGCAGACCAAAGAUUACAUUAAAUGGGAGAAAGACACUUUAAAGUAUGGAAUAAAAACUCAGGCAGGUAUUCUAAUUUAAAAAUAAAAGUGAAAAAGCCAAGAGAUGGAGGCGCGACCUCGACCAGAACUGUUUGACUUCCAUGGAGUUGGCAUGAUCAAAAAGUUUACAGAAAACUGGGACAACAUACAGAACUUCAAAGCAAGAGCAGAUGAUAUUCUUAUUGCUACUUACACUAAAGCAGGAACCACAUGGGUCUCCUACAUCCUAGAUCUUUUGUAUUUUGGGCACAUGGGUCCAGACGGUCAGACUUCCAUCCCUCUUCAUGACAGAGUACCCUUCCUGGAGAUAUGCAAACCCCCUUUGCCAAUUGGUACAGACUUGGCAGACAAACUUCCCACCACUCCUCGUCUCAUUAAAACUCAUCUACCAGUCCAAUUUGUACCAAAGUCCUUCUGGGAGCAGCGCUGCAGGGUAGUCUAUAUGGCCCGCAAUGCAAAGGACAAUGCAGUGUCCUACUUUCAUUUUCAACGCAUGAACAGUGGCAUGCCAGAACCGGGGGACUGGAGCACCUUCCUGCUGAACUUCAUGGAGGGGAAGAUGGUUUUUGGAUCGUGGUAUGACCAUGUGAACGGCUGGUGGGAGAAGAAGCAGAUUUAUUCAAAUUUUCACUACAUGUUCUAUGAAGAUUUGAUUGAGGACUGUCGACGAGAAAUAGACCGACUGUGUUCCUUCCUUGGUUUGUCUCCUUCAGCUGAAGAGAAGGAAAGAGUCAAAGCCAGUGCGACUUUUGACAAUAUGAAACAAAAUAAAAUGACCAACUACUCCACCAUCGAUACAAUGAACCAGACUAUCUCUCCUUUCAUGAGAAAAGGAAAAGUUGGUGACUGGAAGAACCACUUCACUGUGGCCCAGAAUGAACAGUUUGAUGAAGACUACAAGCAGAAAAUGAAGAAUCCUGAUCUAAAGUUUCGUUAUGAAAUUUAGAGCCCCAGCUGGGUGUGAUGGAACUCUGCACUGAUAUGUGAUUAAAUAGUUAAAAAAUAAGUCACAUUUGAUAUUAAAUUUUAAAUGAACUAAAUUUCAGGUAGGUGAUAGAGACCUGUGGCAGAGUUCACAACCCUGAGCUGUCCUGCAGAACUGAUAAAUCCAACAGAACAAUUUCCAGAAACAGUACCAACUUAUAUAUGAUAGCUUCCAUUCUUUUAAAAAAUAUGGUCAGGUAUGAUUUGUCUGACACCUUGUGUUAUCGUAUGUGGAUAUUAUACUUUUGGCUUUUCUCCACCUUCAUUCUGCUCAAUAUAAUAUUUUAAACUUUGUUAAAUAAUGGCAACUUUGUGGAAUGCUGUAAAGUUAACCCAUUAUCCUCAUAUCAGCACACUUUUUUAAAACCACUUUCUGUUUAAAGGCGAUUCUUAGUUUUAUUCUUACAAGAUCCAACUAAACUCAAAUAGGAGAAAUUAAAAAGGCAAACAGCAAACAAAAGUGUAGGUGUUCAGGGAAUGAUGUGAAAAUCCAUUAGGGCACUUAUAGUCAUGAAGGGAGUCAGUUUUACAUAUCUAUUGGAAGGACCUUUACUUUCCCUCAGCUUUAGGGAGUAUUUCAACAUCUAAUAACUCUUUCUUUAGCCUCAAACAUUGAUUCAAUUCAACUGGACACAGUGGUUUCAUCACUGAAGAAUAUUUAGUGGAAACUUCAUUUUAAAUUUUAAAAAGAAAACUAUAUUUGUAAUUAGAUUAUUGAAUCCAUUGAAAUUGCAUUUUCUAAAAGAUUUAUAAUUUUUUUUAUUUGUAAUUAAAAAUAUUUUUCAAAUAAGGUUUUAUUGAGACUGUAAUACUUUUUAUGAAAUCCAUUUUUUGAUUUGAAGAAUAAUAAAUUUCUAAUAACCAUUUCUCUGCAUAAUCACAACAAGAGUUUUGCUGAAACUUUUUAAUGUCAACAGGACUUUUAAAGAGAAAUAGACCAAUGGUGUUCCUUCCUUUUGGGGAAGGAAAAUGUCAGAGCCAGUAUAAAAAUUAAAACAAAAUGACAGUUCAUGUGAUGAACCACAAGGUGUCUCCUUAACCCUUUAGCGUUCUGCUCAACCAAUUGGUAGAGUACAUUUUCAGGCCUUACAUCUAACUGAGGCUAAUUGAGUCUUUUCUACCAAUUGGUUUACAUCUGUAAUGCCCCCCAAAAAUCCACCAGGAGGCACUGUGAAUAUAAACGGUUGGCUCUUCUUAUCAAAAAACCAUCCAACAUAUUUAUAUAUAUAUAUGAUAGUGCUAGAGGACUUACUAAACAGAUGUAUGUCACUUGACAGCAUUAAAAAAGUGAAAUUAAAUGUUUAAUAAUUUUUUUAAAAAGUGGUCAACCAAACUGAUAACUGAUUUGUCACUUUAUGGUGCUAAUGCUAACAUAACCUAAAUGUUAUUAAAAUUGAUUAUUUGCCAUAAAAUCAGAGAACUAGACCCAUUUUGUUUAUCCAUUGCUGUUGAGAAAUCAUAUUAAGUGCUAGCACAGCAAGAAUAUGCUGAAAUAAUUUCCUCAGUAAGUCAUUUUUGUAACUUUCUGAGUUAAUAUCAACAAAUAUGUAAAAAUCAAGAAUAACAUGUGGAAAUCACAAAUAUCACAACUGAUUACCUUUUAAUCAAAUUACAGUAGCUGGUAAAUUAAUCUUACUAAGUUGUCAAAAUUAUAAUUUCAUGUUUAACAAGUACUAUAUGGAAGCUAAACAAUUAUACGGCGGAAAAUCACAUAGUCCUGUGGCAUGAUACUUAUGAUACCAUCAACCUUCAACCACAGUGUGUUUGAGGUCAUGGUUUCAUAUGAAGCCACAAGGGUUGGCACUCUCCACCAGUAUAUUGCCAACAAACCAGAUGAGUGGGGCUUUAAAUUGUUCUGCCAAGCAAGUUCAUCUGGCAUCAUCUGUCUCGGCUGUGUGCUGGCAGGGAUUGGACCCAAACGCAAACUCACAGGACCAGAUGAGUCAGGUGACGGCGUGGAAGCCGCAGGUGGUGGCGCUGCAGGCUGGAUAGAUCCCUUGGACCCUCCAGCGGAGACAGAUGAAGGCUGAAGCGGUCCCUCAGACCCUCCAGCGGACACGAGGAAGUGCUGGCCGGGCUCUCCAGAACCCCCAGCGGAUGAGACAGAUGGCGGCGUGGGAGCCGCGGAGUGCUGGAUGGGCUCACUCGAGCCUCCAGCAGGAGCAGAUGCAGAGCCAGGGGGUAUUGGGACCCCUGGCUGAAUGUUUAGAUGACCAGGUGGGUGAGUGCUGACCAGGGGCUAAACCGCUACAGGGGACUGAACCGCUACAGGGGACUGAACAGGAGUCUGAACCGCUACAGGGGACUGAACUGACGACACUGGAGACUGAGCUACAGGGAGCUGCACUGGAGUAUGAACUGGUGGGAAAGCCGAUGCCUGAGCUAAGAACUGGGCUAAUGACUGAGCAAGGGACUGUAAUACAUGUUGUA
Messenger RNA from Oreochromis niloticus (Nile tilapia), 3674 nucleotides. RefSeq names its product cytosolic sulfotransferase 3. The coding region runs from base 325 to 1206 and encodes 293 amino acids. Lineage: Eukaryota; Metazoa; Chordata; Actinopteri; Cichliformes; Cichlidae. The record is from RefSeq and is a predicted model, not a curated record. Gene Ontology annotation, molecular function: sulfotransferase activity. The transcript has 7 exons.